GUUUGUGUUGUUCGAAAUUGUAUGUGUUUUGUUUAUUUUUUUUUCCAAAUUUUUUUUUUUGUAAAAACAAUUUAUUCUCAAAGCAGAGGAAGUGUUUGUAUAAUUAAAUAAAUCAUUGCGAAGUUUGCAGAUGGUUAUUUUAAGAAUUUUGCCAGAUUCUUCGCUUUAGCGGUAGCAGACUUUAAAAAAUGGGAACUAGGAGUCAUAGUCGAUGGUUUCACCCUAACAUUACUGGAGUGGAAGCUGAAAAAAUGCUUACUGAUCGUGGCUUGGAUGGUAGUUUCCUAGCUCGUCCUAGUAAAUCUAAUCCUGGAGAUUUUACUCUUUCAGUCAGACGAAAUGGUGAAGUAACCCAUAUUAAAAUUCAGAAUACUGGUGACUACUAUGAUCUGUACGGUGGGGAGAAAUUUGCUACUCUAGCUGAGUUGGUGCAAUACUAUAUGGAAAAUCAAGGUCAACUGAAAGAAAAGAAUGGUGAAGUGAUUGAAUUAAAAUAUCCUCUAGUAUGUGCCGAUCCUACUACAGAGAGAUGGUUUCAUGGUCCCUUGUCUGGUAAAGAGGCUGAGAGAAUAUUAAUGGAUAAAGGAAAAAAUGGAAGCUUCUUAGUUCGUGAAAGUCAAAGCAAACCAGGAGACUUCGUCCUAUCAGUGAGGACUGAUGAUAAAGUCACUCAUGUCAUGAUAAGAUAUCAGGAUGGCAAAUAUGAUGUUGGAGGAGGAGAAAAAUUUGAUAGUUUGUCAGAUUUAGUAGAGCAUUACAAGAAAAAUCCUAUGGUUGAAACAACUGGAACAGUGGUUCACCUCAAAAUGCCUUUUAAUGCAACACGUAUUACAGCUUCAACUAUUGAGUGCAGAGUUCAGCAGUUGGCAAAGGAGAAUAGUCAAAGUAGUGGAAAAGCAGGGUUUUGGGAAGAGUUUGAAUACUUACAGCAGCAGGAAUGCAAGCAUUUAUAUAGCCGUAAGGAAGGUCAAAAGCCAGAAAACCGAUCGAAAAACCGUUACAAGAAUAUACUUCCAUUUGACCAUACUCGUGUUACAUUGAAGGAUGUAGAUCCAAAUGUUGCUGGAUCUGAUUAUAUCAAUGCCAAUAAAAUAACACCUGAUGAUGAUGCAGCUGGUGAUGAACCUAAGAAAUACUAUAUUGCCACUCAAGGAUGUUUGCAUAAUACUGUUGCUGACUUCUGGUGGAUGGUUUGGCAAGAAAAUACGAGAGUGAUUGUUAUGACAACCAAGGAAAUGGAAAGGGGAAAAAAUAAAUGUGCCCGCUAUUGGCCAGAUGAAAAUCAAACUAAAGAAGUUGGAAAGUUUGUGCUAAAAAAUUUAUCCGAGUCAUCAACUACAGAUUAUAUUUUGAGGGAAUUUACGUUGACGAGAGAAGGAUGUACUGAAUCGCGCACAAUCUAUCACUAUCAUUUUACUGCUUGGCCUGAUCAUGGAGUACCUUCUGACCCAGGAUGUGUCCUGAAUUUUUUGCAUGAUGUGAACCAUAGACAAGAAGCAAUUCUAGAGGCUGGUCCAAUUGUUGUUCAUUGCAGUGCUGGCAUUGGUAGAACUGGAACUUUUAUAGUAAUAGACAUGAUUGUGGAUUUAAUCAAAAAACAAGGUCUUGAUUGUGAAAUUGAUAUUCAAAGAAGCAUUCAAAUGGUGAGAUCUCAAAGAUCUGGCAUGGUACAAACAGAAGCUCAGUAUAAAUUUGUUUAUUUAGCUGUCCAACAUUACAUUGAUACCCUCCAACAAAGGAUACAGGCUGAACAAAAAAGCAUACAGUUAGGUAGAGAAUAUACAAACAUAAAAUAUACAGCAGAAGUUGCUGGUGCCACAGAACCUCUUAAAGUUCUAUCAAAUGCAACACCUUGUCCAGUGACUCUAAGCCCACCAACGCCUACAAUGCCUCCUAUUUUGACAAGAGGUUCAUGUGAAAAUUUAAAACCUCCUGUGCCUCCAAGAAUAAGCCCAGAUGGAUUAGUGCCAAGGCCGCCGGAUGAAUCAUUGCAAUUAUAUGAAAAUAUACCACUUAAAGAAAAAUCUUUGAAUUCCGCUUUUAAUAUUGGACCACCACCACCUACAAUUGCACCACCCCCACCACCACGGAAGACGUGACAUUACAUUAUUAAAGGUCUUGAAAAACUAAAGUUGCCAUUCUGCUUUCUCUCUGCAAUUAAGCCAUUGCAAUAAGAAGCAAAAAUUUGCCAAUACAUGUUGUGGAGAAGUACAUCUUUAAAUGAUGUAAACGUGCAGUAUAAAGACUAUAGGUUAUUUUUUUAAUGAUAAUGCUUUAUGUGCUAUGUAAAUAUGUAUCAUUCCAAUUUAGGCUAUGAAAUUUCGCGCUUCAUUUUUAUGGCUCAAUAGUGUGCCUUUUUUUUUUGUCGUUUAUGCUUACUCUUUGUUUAUUUCUCUAUGAACAAAGUAUGUGCUUAUUGCCUUUCAUUUAAAGUUGUGAUGUAUUUUGAAUAUGUUAAAUGAUUUGGUAAUUUUUUUUGUAUAAAUUGUUCAGAAAUUCACAAUUUAUUUACAUAUUAUCUGCAGACUUUUAUUGUGAUUAAUAGUUUUUAGAUUAUUACUAUUAAAUAAUAGACAAUAAUAAAUUUUAUAGCGUUUUUCAGUUUGUGUAGCAUGUUAUGUAUGAAACGACUUGAAAAUGUUUUUAUUUAUUGUUAAAAUUUAUUUAUUAUAUUUUAUUGUUAUAUAUCGAUAUUCAUAUAAAAAGUACUGCAAUUAUAAAAAAUUGUCUGGAAGAUGUUUUUAGCACCUUGUGAUAACCUGCUCGCUUAGGAACAAGAAUAAAAUCUAUGUUAUAAUGAAUUUUAUUGUAAAGUAAUGUACUGAUUUAAUUUAAAACAACUUUGUUUAAAAAAGCAAAAAACAGAAAAGAAAAAAAAAACAGCAACAAAAACAAUUUCUGUCUUUUUUCUUCCCCUCAUUGAAAAUCAUAUUUGGUGUCUAAAUGCACACAGGGCUAUCAAUGGUUCUCAACUGCUUUUGUUACAAUUUCUAUUGCUUUGCAUUAUGAUUAACUGAAUGUUCUUUUUUUAAAAAAAUUUUGUUUCAUUGCACCCUUCAUUUCUGUCGAUCCUCAUUGAUACCUCUAAGAACUUGAUACAUAACUUUUGUGCUAUAUAUAUAUAUAUUCACAGUAGAUUCCCGCUUAUCCAAGUUAAUGUGGGUCACGACUAACUCGAAUAACCGAAAAACUUGGUUAAAGCGAAGAGUAUAAAAAAGGAAAGAAUAGCUUUGCUGGCAAUAAUGUAAUAUAUUUAACAAAUAUAACAUUAAUACGAGCACACUACAUACAAUUCAUAUUAAAAUUAAAAGGCUUACAUAAAAGCACUUAAAGAGCACAUUUUAUGAGAAUUAGUUUUUACUUAAAAAAUUUCGUAAUCGCUUUUUUGUUUUACAUUACUUUGGUGCUUUUCUACAGCAAUGUUUGGCCAUUUUGUUUAGGGAUAACAGAAAGGCUGGUGGUUCCUCUCGUUGUUCUAAAUAUUCAAUAGCACUUUCGGUAGCUUUUAGUCCAUUUGUAGAUUGUUAUACGUUAGAGAUUGUUAUCCGUUAAUUUUCUUCAUCAUCUUUGCUAGAUUCAUUUUUCUUAUUGCGAUAUUAACGAUCAUUUCAUCAGUUAUCUUGUGUUGUUGGUCAGCGUUCAUCCAUUUGCGUAAAUCUUCGUUGUUGAUUGACUCAAACAAUGGCAAUUUCAUCACUAAAUCCAAAAGAUCAUCACUAUCUUCAUUGGAAUUUCUGGGCUCUUCUGUGUUUUCUGUAUCAAUGAUUUUCCUCCAGGACUUCAUUAAGGUUGCUGGUUUAACUUCAUCCCAUGUCUCGACUACCCAAUAUACAGCAUCCUUUAGAUUAAAGCUUUUAAGUGUCUCGAGAACAUUUUUUUUUCUCAAUUCCUUCAAUAAGAGUUUUUAGUAAUUUUUUUCGAUAAUGUUUCUUUGUGUUCUCCAAAACACCUUGAUCUUAAGGCUGAAUUAAUGAUGUAACAUCGGGAGUAAAAAUAAGGGCUUUAGUAUUGCUACUCAGUAAUUCAUCAUCAUCCGGCUGACAAAAAGCACUGUCAAGCAAUAAUAUUGCUUUCCUUGGAAGCUUUUUGAUUGUUAAGAAUGUUUCUACAUCAGGAACAAAUUCAUCAAAAAACCAUUUUUUAAACAAACCUGCAUUCAUCCAAGCACUUUUCUGAUUCUUAUAAUAGCUUAACUUCUUAUAAUAGCACUAACUUAGGAUGUGAACAUUUUUAAAUGCUCUUGGUUUUUUGGACUUGCCAAUCAACAUUGCAUUCUAAUGUUCACUCCUGUCUCAUCAGAAUUGAAAAUUUGCUUCAUUUUAAAAUGUUCUUUUACACUGAGUUUUUUAAAUCUUUCUUUUAAUUUAAUAACUUCCUCACAAUCGACUGAUAGUUUGUCACCGUAUAUGCACAAUUGUCGAAUUCCGUAUCUUUUUUUCCCCAACUAUCUAACCAUCCACUACUAGCAGUGAAGUUUUCUCCACCAUGGAACAUUUUAUGAAAGUCCAAUGCUUUUGCUUGUAACAUAGGACCGGUCACUAGACUUCCCUUCUCUCUUAAUUGUGUGAAACACAGGAGUAAUGACUCCGAGGGUUUUUUUCUUUCAAAUUCACACUUUUUCAUUGAUUUUUGUAAAUUGCAAUUGGCCUUUUCUGUACACCAUAUUUCUAUUUCAUUUCACUUCCUUUUCCAGUCUCCAACAGUAACGGCUUCGACACCUCAAGAUCUUUCGUUACUUUCUUUAUUGAUUCAGCAUUAUCUAUUCUUCAGAUUGUUUCAUUAGGAACAAGAACUAUUGCUACUCAUUUAUCCUAUUGCUACUAAUUUCGAAUCUGUAGAAUUGAUUGAAUGAAACCGCCUAACUUUACAGAUAACGCUGGACAAUGUGAACAGCCAAAAUCAUUCUGCGAUUCUACAGAGGGAGGAUGACUGUCAGUUCAUAUGACCAGUCGAAACCAUUCCCCGAUUCCAGGGGGGGGGUGGCUGGUAACAUAACCAAACAAACGAUAAUCUAAUCAGAAAAUGAAUCUAAUUUACAAAUACAGAAAAAGACUAAAAUGGAAAUUAAUAAUUGGAACAUUAAAUCAAAAUGGAAAAGUGCCUAAAGCAGCUAAAACCAAAUUUGCUUAUUUUAAUUUAGGUAUUCAAACAAACAAUUAAAGCAGGAAAGAAAGCAAUAAAAUAAAAGAUAUGUGUGUUGGCAAGACAGCACUUCACAAGGCAUCUUUUUAUUACUUUUUCCUGCUUUAAUUGUUUGUUUGAAUAUCUAAAUCAAACUAACGAUAAUUAACUUUGAUCUCGAUCUCCUCCAAUACAUACUCUCUUUUCAAAAGAAGGGGAGGGGUUAGAGAGGUGCGUGAUACAAUGAAAAGGAUAAGGGAGUGAUAAUGUUGGAUUUCGUUUUCUUGAGUGUUUGGAAGAUAAAAUUCAGAUUUUUUUCAAUAAUAAUUAAAAAAAAAAACUAGAGCAAAAAAACAACCUCAAAAUAUUUGAUAGCUCGGUUAAAGCGGAAACUCAGAUAAUCGGGACUCUACUGUAUGUAUAUUGCACACAUUGCUUACUCACUCAUCUCAUCUCAUCUCUAUAAACCUUGUAUGACUUGGGGUUUUAGUUUAGAAUUCUAAUUAUCAAUUGUUUCUAAUUUUCUAGAAAAUGAACAUUUUUAUAAUUUUUUCUCUUAUUAUGAAUGAUUUAUAUUUUAUUGGAAGAUAAAAAGAGUUAUGUAUUUGCCUGCAUAGCAUAAUGGGGGAUAGGACAUGGGACUACUAUAAUUAAAAAAUGAGUUAUUUUUUAAAUGUUUCAUGACUACCAAUGGAAACAAGAUUACAUUAUCACAGGAUCUUAUUAUGAUUUGACUGAUUAUUGCAUUGUAUUGACAUUAUUUUGAAAUUCAUUAGAAUGUUGACUAUCUUUUAUUGUUUUAUUAAUUGAUAUGCAUAUUAAAUUUUUCUCUGUUCUUGAUCUCAUCUUACUCUAAAUGUUUUAAAACAUAUUGUAUACUGUGCAGUUCUUGCACUUUUCUAAGAGGAACUUUUAUGUUUAUGGGCUAUACGUAUCAACUGAAAAUACCUUAAAAAAUGUGCAUAUUGUAAUAAGUUUAGCAUUGAUUUAUCCCUUGUAAAAACUAAUAGGUUAAUAGAAAUUUUGUUCACUACUUAGUUUUUCAUAUGAAAAGUGUUUUAAAUAAAAAAGAUCUUUUAGUAAUUGAUUUUUUCAUCUUUUUAUCUAACUUUCGGAAGUUUUCUAAGUAAGGAGAUAUUUCACUAUAUUGGAAUCUGUCACUUUACUAAACAUUCUGAUUAUCCAAAUAAAGUGAAACUUGUGCAAGCGUACCAUUUAUGAUGUACUAAUUUAAAUGGCUCACUUUAAAAAGGCGGUCAACUUAUAAAGAAGUGGUUCAACUAUUUUUAUUUUUUUUUGUUGCCAAUUUCAUAGAUGUCAACCCAAAAGUCCUGUCGUCCCACAAUGUUUCGAGUGGUAACGAAUUAACAAUUAAUGCAAUCUUAAUGUGUUUAAAUUUUGCCAACAUUUAAUAUUUUGCUGUCCAAUUCACAGAGCUUACCAGUUCGUUAAAACUGAUUUUGGUUAAAAUCUGUGUAAAUUAAUUUAUUUAUUUAUUCAAAAAUAAGUUCACUAAAACUUUAAUUAAAAAAUAUAUAUAUUUAUUCGAGUGGAAGAUGUUGGCAAGUUGCAAUUUUAUGUUUAGUUAUAGAAAUUUACUUAAGACAGAAGAUUGGCUUAAUGUAAUAGUUCCUGAUAUUAGUUCCUUCAUCCUAUUUUUAAAUUAUUGAUUUGAAUUAUAGCAAAUUAACUUUCUUGAACCCUCUGAGCUUGAAGUCCUUGCUUUUUUCAAGGUUGUAUCAUGGACUCCCAGUCAAUUUUAAGAAGUUUAGGCCAGUCAAUUUCCUGCAAAAAGUAAUAAUAAUAAUGUAAAAGUUUCCUCGUGAUAUUCAGCAGAAAGUCUUGAAUUAUUUCACAAUUAUGUCCAGGAUCUCAAUGCUUGGGCAGUUAAAUAUUAUAUCCAAUUACUUAGUUGCUUAAAAAAAUUGUAAAAUUUAAGAAACUUGCAAGCGAGUAUGGCUAGUUUAGUCAAUUUCCAAUGUGACAAAAUUAUUUCUAACAUAAGAUAAUUGUCAUAAAGUUAGGAUUUUAUUAUGAUAUUUAUAUAACACCGUUUUAGUGGAGAAAAAAAAAACCUUAGUGAUAAUUAAUAAUUUCAAUUUUUGUUUAGUUUCUAUUAAAAAUGAAGAAAAUUUUUAUUGCUAAACAUUGUUAAAUCUUUCAUACAGAUCAAUUUGCAAAUAAUAGCUUAAUUAUGUGAAUGGCUUUGAUGUUUAAUUAGCUAUUGCAUCAUUUGGUCGUAUCAAAUUUUAGUUUAAACUAGUAAGACAAUUGUGUUAAAUUGAAGAUUUGUUUGCAUAUAUAUACUUAUGAAUGUAAUAUACAGUGAUAAUUUAAACAGCUUAAAAAAGGUUAUUGAUAUUGUUUUACAGUUUAUGUUAGAUUUAUUGAUGUUGAAACUGAAGAAAGUUGUAAUGUUUCUUGCCCAAAAUGUUAUUAAUGUGUUAGUGUUAAAAAUUUUCAGACAUACUGCAAUAUGGCACAAGUUAGCGAAAUGUAAAUUUUAAUGUAUAUAAAUUGUUUUGGCUUAAUAAAAUUUAAUUUUUGAAAAAA
Molecule: messenger RNA, 7674 nt
Organism: Parasteatoda tepidariorum (common house spider)
Lineage: Eukaryota; Metazoa; Arthropoda; Arachnida; Araneae; Theridiidae
Product: protein tyrosine phosphatase non-receptor type corkscrew
Biological process (GO): protein dephosphorylation; positive regulation of ERK1 and ERK2 cascade
Cellular component (GO): cytoplasm
Molecular function (GO): receptor tyrosine kinase binding; non-membrane spanning protein tyrosine phosphatase activity; cell adhesion molecule binding
Source: RefSeq, a predicted model, not a curated record